AAAAAUCUGACGGGUCAGUGCGUACAUAAACAGAAAUAUAAAUCCAAGGAAUCGUUUAAGUUUUAAUUUUUAAUAUUAUCUUCUUAAAGUUCGAAAAAAACAAUGUCUGAAAGAAAAGUUUUAAAUAAAUACUAUCCACCGGAUUUCGAUCCCUCAAAAAUUCCGCGUAUGAAAUUGGCGAAAAAUCGCCAAUACACUGUACGUUUGAUGGCUCCAUUUAAUAUGCGAUGUAAAACUUGUGGGGAAUAUAUCUACAAAGGAAAAAAAUUUAAUGCGAGAAAAGAAGAUGUAGAGAAUGAAACUUAUUUGGGCAUAAGGAUAUAUAGAUUUUAUAUAAAAUGUACACGAUGUUUACAGGAAAUAUCCUUUAAAACAGAUCCUAAAAAUACAGAUUACGAAAUAGAAGCUGGUGCAACACGUAAUUUUAUGGCUUUAAAAUUAGCAGAAGAGCAAGCUCGAAGGGAAGAUGAAGAAUUGAAGGAAGAAGAAGCAAAUAACCCUAUGAAACUUUUGGAAAAUCGUACAGAGCAAUCAAAAAAUGAGAUUGAGCUUUUAGAGUCAUUAGAAGAACUUAAAGAUUUGAAUAGACGUCAUCAAAAUGUUGAUUAUGAAACAAUGUUACAAGCAUAUGAUAAUACCGAGACACUUAAACAAAUCUUAGAGAGGCAGGAAAAGGAAGAUGAAGAGAUGAUUAAGUCUGUUAAAUUUAAGCGUCCUUCUGCAUCUUCCACAACUAAAAUUAUUGCAGAAGAGCAUAUAUUAGAUGAAAAUUAUGAAAGUUUUGAACCUUCUGAAAAAAAGGCGAAAUUAUCGACUAUUGCACCAUCUUCUACGGAGACUUUAAAAAGUGUUGGUGGUUUUUCAAGCAAAAAUCUGCUUAAGAAUAUCGUCAGAAAACCUUCAGUCGUUAAUAACACAGAAAAAUCGUUACCAGUUUCUAAAGAAAAAGUUGAAACUGAAAAAUCGGACAACGCCACGAAACCUAAAACAACUGGCCUAUCACUUAUAUCAGCAUACUCUGACUCAGAUAGCAGUAGCUCUAGUUAGUAGUUUCAUUUUCUAUUUUUAAAGUGUUACAGUAAUUGGAAUAAUUACUAAUUUAAUACUGUUGUUUAUAUAAUAAAUUUAGCAUACAUAU
Condylostylus longicornis is the source of this 1138-nucleotide messenger RNA. RefSeq names its product splicing factor YJU2. Lineage: Eukaryota; Metazoa; Arthropoda; Insecta; Diptera; Dolichopodidae. Gene Ontology annotation, cellular component: U2-type catalytic step 1 spliceosome. The record is from RefSeq and is a predicted model, not a curated record. The transcript has 3 exons. Gene Ontology annotation, biological process: mRNA splicing, via spliceosome. Bases 103 to 1047 code for a protein of 314 amino acids.